Tetrahymena thermophila SB210 is the source of this 4929-nucleotide messenger RNA. RefSeq names its product PAS domain S-box protein. The transcript is spliced from 10 exons. The record is from RefSeq and is a predicted model, not a curated record. NCBI's taxonomy places the organism in Eukaryota, Ciliophora, Oligohymenophorea, Hymenostomatida, Tetrahymenidae.
AUGAAUUUUAAGCAGCAAAGUGAAGGCGAUGAUGGCUUUAAUUUAGAUGGAGAAUCAUUUUUUAUUAAGCUAAUCAGGGACUUUAAAAAAACUAUCUUUAACUACGCAUAUCAUUUACUUAAUGGUGAAAGAAUAGGGUUCUUUUAAAGGAUUAUUCUUUUGAUCAUAGAGACAUUUUAGAUAUUGAACUUUUAAUUUUGCUACGAGCUCUCUUCCCUUUGGAAAAACAAAAGCAUAGUUAAUGGAAUAAGAUUAGUGUUAAAAAUUACAUCAAUAUAUUAGUAUUUUGAUGGAAAUUCAUCUAGUUCAUAUUCAACAUACAAGGGAUUGUUUUUUGCACUGUCUUCAAUUUUUCUUUUUUUAUGCCUCAUUUUUAUUUAUGUAAUUAUCAGCUUGAAAAGGAAGAAUACACAUAUUUCUUUUUUAAUUAAUAUUUUGCGCUUCAGCACAGAAUUGCUUGUAACUGUGCUUUUUUUACCUUUGAUUUAACUAUUUCUAAGUCCAUUAAAUUGCCAGAAUGGAAUAAUUGACUCUAAUUAAGUAUAUGUAAUGGCUAACUUCCCUACAGUACAAUGCUUUGGUAGUGAUGAAAUAGCACUUGUAUUUUUAGGUAUUGUUUGUAGCAUUUUGCUUAGUGUGUAUGUAGGCUUAAUGACACUAUUAUUUUUUGGGUGUAGAACAAAUGCAUAAGAUUGUUAUACUAAAAAUUCAGGAAGAGGAGAGUUUUGCUUUUUUAUUCUUAAACUAAUAUUAGCUCUUUUUUACAAUUUUCUAAUGAAUAAGGGGUAUGAUGUUGUCUUUAUAGUUAUAAUGCUUAUCGGAUCAUUUUUGUUGUUCGAUCACUAUUAAUUUAAUUUAACAUAUCAUGACUUCUAUAUUUCAAAGCUAAUAACUGCCUAGCAUGCAAUUAAUCUUUGGACUACUCUCAUGCUUAUUUUAGCUAAAAUUACUGAAAAUUACGAAUUUGAUGGAUCCUCUAUAAUAUGGAUUAUAGGCAUACCUUUUGUAUAUAUAAUUAUUCUUAUGAGAACUGAAUAAAGGUAUGAUAUCUUAUUGAUAAAUACAAAUUAGUAUGACGUAUUAUCUGACCCCUUAAAAUAGUUGCCAUACAUAACUAAACUUUUAGGUAGGUACACUAAAGAUAAGCACAUAUAAAUUAUGUUAGAUGGAUUUUUAGACCAUCAUAGGAAUACUUGCAUUCAAGAAGACUGCCCAUCUAAAAGAAGAUUAGCAAAAACUACAAAAUUCUCUAAAGCUUUAAGAAAUGAAAAAGUUAGUGAAUAGCUUAUUAUGAUUUAUACAGUUAUUUAGAGCAUGUAUUAUUUUGCUUUGCAAAAGUUUCCAAAUAAUACCAAAAUACGUAUUCUUUAUGCAUUAUAUCUUGUUGAUAUAAUGAGAUCUUCACAAUAGGCACUCCAAGAACUCUUGAAUACAGAAAGCGAAAGGCCUGUAUUUGAUGAAGAAUUUAUCAUUUUUAGGUAUAAGCAAGUUAUAGAAAAUGACCUAAUGGAAAAUAGCACAACCCUUGAUGGUUAAAAAGAUUAACAAGGCUCUAGUGAUGUAGUUAAUGAAUUAUCUGUUUAAAAUCAUGAAAGACUCUGUAGGGUUAACAUUGAAAAGAGUACUGCACUUCAUAUAGAAUUUUGGUCUUAGCUUAGUGAAGAUAAUCCUGAUUUAGGUAAAUUAAGUGAGCUAGGCUUUAAAAUAACAAUUGCAAAUUAGAAUGCAGAAGAUUAGUGGAACAGAUUGGAUAGGAUAAAUACUUACAUCCCAUCUUUAAUGAGGAUAUAUGCUAAAUUUUUGUCGGACAUUAUCCAUGACAAAGAUGGAGCUUUCAAUAUUCUUAAAAAGUUGGUUGAUAUCAACUUUAAAAACUAGAAUUCAAAUAAAAUAAGCAAUUUUUUAGAUUUAUCAACAGAUUCUAGGCCUUCAAUUGUUAUAAGUGCAGAAGAUGAUUCUUUUGGAUUAGUUGCUAACAUUAAUUUAGCAGCUGCUUCUUUAAGUGGAUAUAAUAAAAUGGAGAUAUUGAACAGAAAUGUAAGCGCUCUCAUGCCAUAAAUGUAUGCUAGAUAUCAUGAUCAAUUCUUAGAGAGCUAUUUAGCAACUUUAGAACCUAGAAUAUUGAAUGUUGAAAGAAUUCUAUCUAUGAAAAGUAAAUAAGGUUAUAUUUCUCCUUUGAUCGUUUUAGUUAGGCAUGUGCCCUCGUUAAUUCAUGGACUUCAAUUUGUAUCAACUUUUAGAGUUAAUAAAAAUUUAAAAGAAGUCUGUUAGCUAAUUGUAAAUAAAGAUGGAAACAUUGAUAAUAUUGGAUCUUCAUGCAUAAAUAUUUUAAGGAUAGAUAUAAAAAAGCUAAACAAAAAAGACAUACCUAUAACAUCAAUUAUUCCAUCUUACUGGGAUAAUUUAAAAGCUUUUUAAGACAAACAUGGUGCAAUAGUAAUUGUCAUGUAGUCUACAAGAGCAAAAAAAGAAUUUUACGCUAAAAUCACUGCAUAAGAAAUAGUGUUCAGAACUUAUGGACAUUAAGGAUACUUACUCAGAAUAGAAAAAAUUAAAGAAGGAGAAACAGACAUAAAAAUGUAAGAGCAUAAUAAAUUAAAGAACACUGUUAACGAGCUUAGUGUUGUAGGCUAAAAUUCAGCUCUUUAGUAAGCCAAGAAAUCAAAAAUUAAAAAAGCUACAAUUAACCAACAUUUGGUUGUUAAGUUUGAUAGCUAUACUCUAACAUAUGUAGGAGAAAAUUUAGUUGGUCCACCACUAUAGAUUCACGAAGAAGAAAAUGCAAAUGAAACACAGUCUAAUAUUUUUUCAACUCUAUCUGCUGUCAGAUACAAUGCUAAGGAUGAAAUUUAAUAAAACGAUGAAGAUGAAUUGCAAGGAGAUAAAAAUUAAGGUGAAAACAAGCAGUUUAUAAAUUAUGGAUAGGGAAUUAGAACUCUUAGGCUUGUAAAUAACUAAUUUGUAGAUAUCGAAGAACUUAGAUAAAAAGAAGAAGAAGCUGAGGAAGAUAUGGAAUAGGAAUAAUUAGAAGAAGAGGAAGAAGAAAAAAAUUAUAACAAAUAUAGAUAAGAGGAUUAAUUUUCUGCUGUCCAGCAGGAUUCAAAUGAUAGUGGUAAUGUAUUUAAAAAGAAGCACUCGUUUGUAAGAUUUAUUGAGGAAAGUAGAUUUUUACAUUCUUCUUCACUGGAGAAGGUAAAAUUAUUCGCUCUAGGAUUUGUAGUUCUUUGUUCUACUUUUGUGGCUGUAAAUCAUAUUUUGAUUACUUAGUAACUCAACGAAGUAAAUGAACGAGUUUUAGUAUACACUUAAACAACUAUUUUUGCAGCAGAUGGAUAAAGAGAAGUGACAAAAUCUUUAAUAAACUACUAGUAUAACAAAAAGAUACUCACAUCUGUUGUUCCAUCAAAAAUUCUUUCUGAUAUGAGUUCAACUGCUUAGGAAAUGAAGUAAGUGAAUGACUAUAUCGAAUUAAGCAGCCUAAGUUUAUCUAGCUAGCAUUAAAAUUUUUUGAACAAUGAAAAAGUUACUUUAUAUGAUAUUAAUUCUAGUUAACAGCAAACUUUAAAAUUAGCAAAUUAGUAAAUUUUAGCAAGGAUAAAUAACUUAAUUGGAGAUACUACUAUCUAAAGUUACUAUUUCACAGAUACAGACUUCUACUUUCUCGUAUACAACUUAAUGAAUGAUUAUUUUUCAUUUCUUACUACUUAGUCUAAUUAUUAUCUGCAAGAAUUGAAUGACUGGGGGUCUUCUUAGCAAAAUUAAUUUGUAUUAUACCUCAUUUUAUCCGUAGUGUGGUCUCUAUUGUGCUUUAUUGGAUUACUACCUUUCUAUAUUCUAGUUAAUAACUCCUAAUAAUAAAUUUUAACUAUGUUUUUGGAUAUCCCUGUUGUUAGAGUCAAAAAGUUAUUUUCAAAGUGUGAAAAUUUUCUCGCUUGCCUUCAAGGCUCAAACGAAGAUGAUGCAAGCUCCACCUUUAGUGAUAUGUAGGAAGAUGAAGACUAAUCUCUUACAGGUACAAACCUAAGAAGAAGGAGCAAAAAAAGAAGAAAUUUUAGAAUAAACUUAAAAAACAAAUAAAAUUUUUUCCUUCCAUUUAUUUUAAUUAUAAUAAUAUUUGAAGGGUAUUUUAGCUAUACUUAUAUUUUAUCAACAAACAAUGCAUAAAAUAUUAAAACGUUCUUAAAUGAGUUAAAUGUCACUUCAACUUUUGAAUAAUUCUAUGGAUAUUCAUUAAAUUCACUUCAAUUAAUGCUUUUAAAUAAUACCUUUUCAGUUAAUGGCAGUACUUCAGAAAAAUAUGUUAGCUGGGCUAUAAAUUAAAUGUACAAUCUAAAUAAUUAACUCUAAAAAGAGCACUAAGAAAACAUGAAUAUACAUUAAUCUUCGUACAAUUAAGCUUUUAACAUGAUAUUUAUGGAGGAUAGUUGUUAAACUUUAUCCAGUUUAACACUUCUUGAUUAAUUAUAAUGCGAAUAGUUUGCUUAGUCUAAUAUUCGCUAAGGACUUUCUUUAAGUUUAUCAAAACAUAUUGAGAACUUUAUUUCAGUAUAUAAUCAGUAUGAAGCAAAUAAAUCAAAUGCUUAAAACAAUUAAAAAUUAUUAUCUAGUAACGAAACAUAAAUGAUAUAGACUAUGUAAGAUGUCUAUAUUAAAGUUAUGAUGAGAUAUUUAGUUUAAUAGUUUAGAGAUAGUAUUUAAUAGAUGUACGAUAAUAGCUAAACAAUAAGAAUAACUCUGUUGAUUCUAGCUAUUAUAAUAAUAAUAUUACUAUAUAUAUCUAUCUUAGUACCAAUUUUGAAUACAAUUUCUAGAGAAAUAGUUAGGGUAAGAUCUAUGAUUUUUAUGAUUCCAUUAGAUAUUAUUGCAAGUGUUAAAUCCAUAAAAGAAAUAUUUCAACCAUUUUUAUCAAAGCUAUAUACAAGAGAAUGA